This is a messenger RNA of Nerophis lumbriciformis (worm pipefish), 966 nucleotides long. RefSeq lists its product as uncharacterized. Gene Ontology annotation, molecular function: signaling receptor activity. Gene Ontology annotation, biological process: adaptive immune response. NCBI's taxonomy places the organism in Eukaryota, Metazoa, Chordata, Actinopteri, Syngnathiformes, Syngnathidae. The record is from RefSeq and is a predicted model, not a curated record. Gene Ontology annotation, cellular component: membrane.
UGCCUAUACUUAAAGUCGUGAGGGCAAUGCGGGCGGAAAGAUGCAUCUGCUACUCUCCUAGACCUCAGAUCAGCAUGUCUACCGUCUGCCUAAGUCUUCUUUUUAGCACCUUGUGUUUUUUCUGCACAACUCAAGCUGCACCAGAGGACGAGGUGGUGUGGAAACACACCGGCGAAUCCGUGUCCAUCCUGUGCAGGAUCAGACCCCCUGGUCCCGGCCUGGUCUUCGUGUCUUUGCACAAAGGGCUCUGGAAGGAGAUCCAAAUUCUCUUCAAGAUGGGUGAAAAAAACACGGUGGCUAUGAAGUACGCCGACAGACUGCAGGUGAAGGGAAACAUCACCUCCAUGGAGGUUGUCAUCUCAAACCUGACAACCGAGGACACGGGGCCGUACUGGUGCGACUACAAGAUGAACGCCAAUUAUCAAACAAAGGCGCUGAAUAGCACCGGCUCGGUGCUCCUGGUGGUGACAGAUGAGCAGUGUGAGCCACCGGACAGGACUCUUCUCCUGGUGACCGCCGCCGUUUCAGCCGCCGUGCUGUUUGGUGUGCUCAUCGCCUUCCUCCUGUGGAUCAUUCCCAAGAUCAAGCAGUGGCACAACAAAAUGGUGCCGAGGCCCGUAGCCGGCAGUGAUGUUUAUGAGGACAUGCGAGCGGCACGCCGAGCCUGAAGACCUGCGGGUGCACCGCAGCUACAAAGUACAAAGACUUGCAGGGGCCCUGCGUGCUCUGCUGACUAUAAACCAAACAGGUACAUCUGUUGUGGAAGGACUCUUCAGUUUCACUUUGCUAAUGCAGGAUGAACUGAUUCAUUUAGUAUCAUUUCAAGUGUGCUGUUAGGUCGUGUAUAUUUGCAUGAACUCUUCAUUCCUGUUUAAAGACAUCCAGUGCGAGAGCUGUCACCAAUGGUAACAACAUGUUACAACCACACCAAUAAAAAAAUGUACAGUUGAAUAAAUUCCUCCCUGA